Molecule: messenger RNA, 1103 nt
Organism: Colias croceus (clouded yellow)
Lineage: Eukaryota; Metazoa; Arthropoda; Insecta; Lepidoptera; Pieridae
Product: probable 3-hydroxyacyl-CoA dehydrogenase B0272.3
Exons: 5
Coding region: 101-1018 (305 amino acids)
Biological process (GO): fatty acid beta-oxidation
Cellular component (GO): mitochondrion
Molecular function (GO): (3S)-3-hydroxyacyl-CoA dehydrogenase (NAD+) activity; NAD+ binding
Source: RefSeq, a predicted model, not a curated record
UCGCGCUGUGCCUACUCAAUAGGUAUUUGUAGAACCGGUACGAGUCCCCGGUAACUUUCACGUCAUUUAACCAGCGUCGUCGCGUUGAUAACACGUUAUAAUGAAUAAAUUAGUGGGUUUAACUAGAAAUUUUUCUAGCUCCUCUUCAUUAAAUGCAAUCAAGACUGUUACUGUGGUAGGUGGCGGGCUUAUGGGCAGUGGAAUAGCGCAGGUUUCAGCGCAAGCCGGUCAAAAUGUAACGCUAGUAGAUCUUAGCCCAGAUAUAUUGCAAAAGAGUCAAAAGUCAAUUGAAAAUAACUUGAGGAGAGUCGCAAAGAAGAUCCACAAGGAUGAUGCGAGUAAAAUUGAUAAUUAUGUCAAGGAAUCAUUUGAUAGAAUCAAAGUUUCUACUAAAGUUGAAGAUGGCGUGAACUCAGAUCUAAUUAUUGAGGCCAUUGUUGAGAAAUUGGAUAUUAAACAGCAAUUGUUUAAUAAACUCGAUGAGCUAGCUCCGCAGCACACAAUUCUGGCUACAAAUACAUCUUCAAUAUCCAUCAAUGAAAUUGGUGCUGGAAUUAAGAGGAAAGACAGGUUCGGUGGUCUCCAUUUCUUCAACCCUGUCCCAGUGAUGCGUCUUCUAGAAGUUAUUAAAGGAGACCAUAUUUCUGAAGAGACCUACCAAGCUAUGAUGGAGUGGGGAAAGUCGGUGGGCAAGACUUGUAUCACUUGCAAGGAUACUCCCGGCUUUGUGGUCAAUAGAUUACUGGGUCCAUACAGUGCAGAGGCAUUGAGGAUGUAUGAGAGAGGGGAUGCAUCAGCUGAAGACAUCGAUACAGCCAUGAAGUUAGGCGCAGGUUAUCCCAUGGGCCCCCUGGAACUAUCCGAUUUCACUGGUUUAGACAAUAAAAAAGCUAUUCUAGCGGUAAUGUUGGAAAAAACUGGCAACCCAGUGUUUGAACCUAUACCGUUGUUGAACAAAUUCGUUGAAGAGGGCAAACUUGGCAGAAAAUCAGGGGAGGGUAUAUUUAAAUAUGAAUGAAUUUAAAUCGAAUAGUAAUGUUAAUCGAAUUAUUUAAAUAACGUAAUCUCAUAGAUUUUGAUUGUUGAUUAAAUGAUUAGCGCUA